AUGGAACAUAAAGGGUUUUCAAAAAAAAAAGAUGAACUUGAACUAAUAAUACAAGACCAUAAUCCACAAAUUAUAUGCCUCCAGGAAUCAAACUUCAAAGAAAAUUACAUAGCUCCCCUUAAAAAUUAUAAAGGUUACAGCAAAAACCGUCUAGAAGUAGGCAGAGCUAGUGGAGGCACUUCCAUUUAUGUCAAAGCGUUUAUACCAAGUCAUACUUUAAACAUCCUCAGUGAUCUAGAAGUCUUAACGGUACAAAUUGAAAUGAAAGAAAAAAUCACAAUAUGCAAUAUAUACCUCCCAAAUCAAAAAAAAUUCAGAAAAAUAUAUAUAGAACACAUCAUCCAACAACUUCCUACACCUUUCAUUUUUUUAGGCGAUUUCAACGCUCACAGUCGUAUAUAGCGAUCUAUUAAAACAGAUCCCAGAGGUAAGAAAAUCGAAACAUUACUUGAAAAGGACAACAUCGUCUUACUCAAUGACUCAACACCAUAAACAACAAGACACACCCGUCCCUAAUUUGGAAUAAAAUUCGAUCACUCAAAGGUUUAAAUUGUGAUCAGGAAAUUCACAUAACCGACGCAUCCGGUACAACAUCCGACCCAAAAAGGGUUGCCCAAAAAAUCGGUUCCUACUUCCAAGACAACUUCAGUGAUAAGAUUUACAAACAACAAUUCAUUAACGAAAUAAAAACAAAGGCAGAAAAUAUACCUAUAACAUUUAACAUAAAUCCUCUUUGUCCAGCCCAAAUUAGCCUAAAUGAUUCUUUCUCCAUAAAAGAAAUGAAAGUAGCACUCGCGAAAUGUAGAUGUAAAAGCCCCGGGCCCGACAGAAUACCAUAUUGCUUCAUUCACAAUCUUGGCAAGACCGCCAGAAACUACCUACUACAUCUAUACAUUACGAUAUGGACAUUAGGAACUCUUCCCAAUAAUUGGAAAAGAGGCACAAUUAUUCCAAUUCUCAAACCCGGAAAAAAUAAACACUCCGUUGAGGGUUACAGACCAAUAACUCUGUUAAAUACUAUGACAAAAUGGAUGGAAAAAAUUAUAAACACCCGACUCAUUUGGUUCCUUGAAAAAAACAAUAUCAUAAAUAAAGAACAAAGUGGUUUUCGUCCAUCGAGAUCCACAAUUGACAACCUACACGUAAUUAAAUCAAAAACCGACCUAGCUCUGGAAAACAAACAAACACUACGUAUGUUAAGCCUUGACAUAUCUAAGGCCUACGACUCUGUAUGGAAGCACAGAGUACUUGUAAUAUUAAGUAAAAUACUAGCAUACGGUAAUAUGUAUAAUUAUAUAAACGACUUCCUUAUUGACCGGCAUUUCCAAGUAAAAGUUUCAAAUUCAUUUUCAACCCCUUUCCCACAACAAAACGGUAUUCCCCAAGGAUCCUCAUUGGCAGUAACUAUUUUUCUAUUAGCAAUAAAUGACAUCGUUGAAACAAUAAGGCUGUAA
This is a messenger RNA of Cinara cedri, 1454 nucleotides long. Lineage: Eukaryota; Metazoa; Arthropoda; Insecta; Hemiptera; Aphididae. The record is from the annotation of a GenBank genome assembly.